AAAACAUCUAUUGAGGUAAAUUGUCAGAGUUCCAUUGACUUUGAUGGAGCUCUGACACUUUAUAUUAGCUGAGGAUCUGGCUUACUUUGUGUAUAGGCGUGAGGGCUGAAAUAUAUGAAAGCGACCAGGCACAAAUUCGUUCAUAAGUGAGUGAAAUGAUGAUUGCGAUUUGCAUCACAGCUCUUUGGUGGGAAACAAUUACACAGGAGCUGCCAUUUUACAGGAGCAGAUGAAUGAUCCAUCUGGUCUGGUGUCCUGUUUCUGACAGUGACCAAUGCCACAUGCUUCAGAAGAAGAUUGAGCUCAGUCCCCCUUUUUCCCCGUAAUUCAGGGAUGGGCAUUCCUUCCUGGCCCUGGCUGGUGAUCAGUCUGUGCUCUGAAGCAUGAGGAUUGAGAGCCCUUGGCUAGUAUAACUUCAGAUACCCUUGUGAUUCACUUAACGAUGAUACCUAAUCCUCUUUAUGAGUUUACUUAGCAGCAUUCCCCAUUAAAAGCCUGGCACUAUUGCUCUGAAGUGAAAUGCUGUCACUAGAUAUCUUGUCCAGAAAUUGCCAGACUGGAUCAGACCCAAGGUCCUUCUGGUCCAGUAUCCUGUCUCUGACCGUGGCCAGCACCAGAUGCUACAGAGGAAGGUGUAAGAAACCCUGCGGCAGGCAGAUGCAGGAUACUCUGCCACAUUCAUAAGAAGUCCACACGGGUGGGAAAUAGGCAUCUAUGUGACUGGCGCACUUGUUCUGCUGGGAAUAGCUGCACUAAACCUGUGGAAACUAUGGAAGUCUGGGAAUUAUCCAACACCGUCUCCAUUUCCCAACUACAACUACCGAUAUCUGGAACAAAAGUACGGGACUACGUAUUCGGACAUCAAACUCAAGAGAGGGGGAGCCUCAAACUUCCGUAAGGCAGCAGAAAGGACGUCCCCUGUCCGCAAGCCCAGCCUGAAGAUGGAUGACACCUUUGAGAACAUCAAUGAGCUGGGUACCUUAGAGUUGAUGAGCAAAGACCUAGAUCUGGGUCCAUUCGGGCCACUGAAGAAAUCCGUGUCCACUGACUCUCUCAGCUCCAUCUCCUCCAUUGGGAAUAACUUUGGCCAAGACUUCACUGUGGGCCAGGUGGAAGUCAACAUGGAAUACGAUGUGUUCUCCAACACCCUGCACGUCACGCUGCUGCAAGGGAAGGACCUCCUGGAGAAGGAGGACGUCAACUUUGAGUCGUGCUUUGUGCGCAUCAGCUUGCUCCCAGAUGAACAAAUCAUUGGCAUUUCCAGGAUUCAAAGGAGUGCCUUUUCUGUCUUCUUUGAUGAGAAGUUUUCCAUCCCCUUGGACCCGUCUGCGCUGGAGGAAAACAGCUUGAGAUUUUCUGUCUUUGGCAUUGAUGAGGACGAGAGGAACAUCAGCACCGGGGUAGCAGAGCUGAAGCUGUUGGACUUGGAUCUGGCCAGCCGCCCAUUCAAUGCUUGGCUCUAUCUGCAGGACAUGAACAAGGCAGUUGACUCGGUGGGAGAGAUCCUGCUGUCUCUUAGUUACCUACCCACAGCGGAGAGGCUGACGGUCGUUGUGGUUAAAGCCAAAAACCUCGUGUGGACCAACAGCAAAAUGACAGCAGAUCCUUUCGUCAAAGUGUACUUGCUUCAGGACGGGAGGAAGAUCAGCAAGAAGAAGACAGCUGCGAAGAGAGGUGACACAAAUCCGGUGUUUAAUGAGGCCAUGAUUUUCUCAGUGCCCGCAAUCGUUCUACAGGAUCUGUCUCUCCGGGUGACGGUGGCAGAGUGUUGCGAAGAUGGGAGAGCGGAAAACAUUGGCCAUGUCAUCAUUGGCCCGUCGGCCAGUGGCAUGGGCAUCACGCACUGGAACCAGAUGUUGGCCACCUUAAGGAAGCCAGUGUCCAUGUGGCACCCAGUUCUACGAAAUUAAGGGCAAAGUUACACUCUGCGAGUAUCUUGCAUGGUGCCUAGACUUCCCAUAAGCAAAUAUGCUUGGCAAAUGGACAGUGGUACGUGGGACAUAAACUAUUUUUCCAAAUGUUCUUCACAAGUUCCAUUUAGUAAGAAGGAGCAGCAGGGGAAGUCACUGAAUCAGAUCCUUGAGAAAGCUUCAGUGGACUAAAACCUGAGAGAAGAAGCAACUCAAGUGUGAUUAUGCACAGAAGUAGCUUCCGGGCAAACACUUCCUCCCUAGCACUUCCUUUCCAGUGACACCCGCUUGGGAGUCCCAUUAUCCCUAAUUGUCUGUGAUUUUAUUUUCCAGUGAACGUUACACAAUAGAGCAUGGUCUGUUCACUGACUUAAGAGGGUUAGGGGUAAAUUUGUGAUCUGGCACCCAUGGUGGGCUUAGCCCCACAGGUUUUCAAGACAGUGCCUGGGGGGAGUUUAGCCACAUGGAUUUCCAUCUACAUAAUGGCCAGGCUGGCAUUUAACCACCGGGUGUUUUCAGUGCAGGGGCCAAUGGCUUUAAUACAGUGCUACCCUGACAAUAGUGCCUUCUCCAAGAGAGGGGUCCUUUGGUUCCUCCUCUGGAUGGCUCCCCAUUUAAAACUUGAGUUCAGGCACAGUGAGCAGCUCCAGAAAUAGCGGGUGCUUAUCUUCCCCGUCUGAUUACUGGACAUUCUGAGCUAAACUGUGAGCAGAGGGAAUACAAAUGUUGGCAUUUUUAAUAAAGGAGCAGCCUUUUUUAAAAAAAGAAUGAUAUUUCCCAAAGCAUAAUAUGAACCUAAAGGAGAGUCCCUUUAGGAAGAACUCAUACUGCACUUUACCAUUUCAGUGAACCCCCCGCUUUUCCAUAGUCCAUUCUCUCAAAGGCUCGAUUCUGCAGUCAGUAGAAGUUGAGGGCCCUCAGCACCUUGGACUCUUGGAUUUUGGGGGUCUCCAUCUCCAUUUUGGGGGUUUGAGGUUGGCUGAAAUUCUUCAAAUUUCAAUUAAAAAUGUCAUCAAAAUCUGACUGGGAAAAAAUGGGGAUGGUGGUGGAAUUUGAUAACAUAUUGGUGACUCCUGUUUUUUUGACCAACUAUGGAACAGGGUGAAAUGUUUUGAAUUUCAAAUGCCAACCAGAAAAGUGGGGAAAUGUCUACUCACAAAACAGCUGAUUUCUUUUUUUUCCCCUCCUGUUUUCCAGCCAAUUCUAGAGUCCAACUUGAGACACAUUGGUGCCAAUUUCCAGAGCUCCUGAGCUUCUGCAGACCUUCAGUUGGGAUUGUGGGUGCUCAGCACCUCUGGAAGCCAGGCCCACAGGGUCUCGUAUUGGGCACCCCAACAGUGUAAGCCUCGGUUUUUACUCAGUCCCCACCUAAAGAUCAAAUUGCGGUCAAGUUUAGCACAUGCCAGCUUAUCCCAGGCUCAGCUCAGCCACUCUUCCUAGUCAAGAUAAACCCAGGGUUGCCAGCUAUCACAGUUGUGUUGCAAAUCUCAUGAUUUUUGGUGUUUUCCAUAAAGCCCCAGCUCUUGGAAUCAUGUUGUUACUUGCUAAACUCACUUAAAACAAAAACAACAAACAAACUAACUAACCAAAUUAAGUGUCUAGCCCUCAUGAUAAUGGAGAAAAGCUUGAAAACAUGAGCACUCAGGGCUCAAACACUACAACGCAAAUGUAAAGAACCCCAAAUUUAUUAUUUGUAUAAAAUGUCAUGAUAUUUCAGCCAAUCUCGUGAUUUUUGGGGCGGGCACCUGAUUCUCAGUUUUGAAUUUAGGAGUUGGGAAAAGUUCAGUCUCAUUGGGGACAAUUGGUGUUUGUUUGCUUCAGGGCAGUGUAAAAACUGAUUGAGACUCUUCAGAAGAACCAGCUGCUGCUGAAAGCUGUGGAGGUGGAAUGCACGCCCAUUUCCUGCCAUGUUUGAACUUGGAAAAGCCAUCAAGAACCAAAAUGUGUUGCUCAUUGAGGCAUAAGAGGGCCUGAAAUCAGUGCUCUGUUGUGAUGGGCUUUCCAUGAAAUGAAGGGAGAAAUUACUUAAUAGAGGGGAAAUAAAACCAGUCAGCCGUUUAAUUCUACCUCUGUCCAACCAAAUGGCAUGCGGUGGGGGAGUUGGCUUCAGCAUCUGGGCAGAACCAUCAAAAGCAGGCACAGCUGGAUGCAGCCAGCCCAUAUUUCCUCACAGCCCAGGGAUAGUAUCUUUAAAGCAGUCUUGGUCAGGCUGCGCCCUGUACUCUCCUGGGAUGGGAUACCCAAGCUAGUAGAAGAGGUGAUCAAAGCAAUGGCGCAUUGUUUCUUUGCUGCCUUGAAGACUUGUAGUCAGUGAGGAUUCAGAAAAGACAGGAAAGGGGGCUCAGACUGCACCUCUGCUGUGCUAGGUGCUGCCAUGUCUUGGCAGGUAUGAAGCUAUUAGCAGGGCUCCCCCUGCUCCAGAAUGCACAGUUAGCCUUAGGGGCUGGAGCAUGCUCAUUGCUUAGGGGAGGUGAGAACCAAAUAUCGGUAUGCUCUGGGGAGCCCCCAUUUCCCCUCAUCUUACCUGUGUAGGAGCCAGGCAGCUUAUGGACCCAGCUGAAAUGCCCGGCAGGGCUCCUGGGUUCUACUUGCUUGAGGGCAAGCCCAAGCUUCCUGGGCACACAGUGCCAUUGGGCAGCAGGCACUGGGCGAGAGCAUGCUGCGUACCCAGUGCUACUUCCCCAAGCCAGGGGGCUUCCCCUUUGCUAGAGAAACAUGCUUGUUUUCAGUGUGAAUCACCCUUGUCACAUGCCUCAAUCAAAUGGUGGGGAAGUCUGUCAAGUCCAACAAUUGCAGCUUUGUGAACAUGAGACUCACCAACUUCCCAGCUCCAGCAGCUUCCUACAUCGCUAGUCAAAGGGGGGGGGGGCGGGCUGUUCCUUAGCACUGCGUUCUGGGCUUGGCCCUGUGUCAAACUCCUUCCUCCUGCUCUCAAAUGUUCUUCACAAAGCUUUAGGAUAAAUUGAUGUUGGCUUUGAACUUUGUUGGCUGUCUGGGCCUGGUUAAAGGCCAACUUCAGUGGGCUUUGGCUCAGGUGUAAUGUUCCCCCCGUCUUGAUUCAGACAAAGGUUAGAAGCCGUUUUAUUUACAUGGCCUAGUGUCCCAGUUAUAGCUCCCUCUAUGAUGGAAGCAGAGCAAGGAUGGUCUUAUGAUUAAGGCUCUGUACCAAGACACAGGAGAAGGGGGCUUUAGCCCUGGCUCUGAUACCGACGUAUAUGUGGUAUUGGGCUAUCACUCAGACUGCAUCAUUACUGGAUGUCUUUUUAAGAGCUAUGCUGGAGUCCAACCACCAAGUUAUUAAUGCGGAAAUUGCUGGGUGAGAUUCCCUGAGCUGUGUGAUACAGGAGCUCAGAAAAGAUGAUCGCAAUGCUCCUUUCUGGCCUUAAAAUGUGUGUGUUGCAAAUAUCCUUCCCGAGCAUCAGAUCCAUUUGGGAGCACAAGGCCAGGCCGAAACGCUUUUGGCUGCAGCCUCUGAUAAUGCUCGGUGCAAAGAAGAAUGAAAAUGUUAACGGUAUUUAUGGGACCCACCAAAAAGCAACAAUGGCGGUAAUUAAAAUUUGUACUUUGAAUGCUUAAUAAUCCGCUCUCUCCACGCCAUUGUUUUUUCAGCUUUACAUCAUAGCAGAGUAGAGCAAUGUGCCAGCGGUGGGGGGGAGGUGUUAUAUGAAAAGUGUAUCUAGCAUCUUGCCGUAGCUGUGCGAUGUAUUUAAAUGGUUAUGUUAUCACUUUAAAGACCUGUCAGCCUCGGUGUAUUGAACUACAGCACCUGCCCUUCAUUCCAGCUGAAAGAUAAAUAAACAGCGAGGAGACUUGGCAAAUGA
Molecule: messenger RNA, 5731 nt
Organism: Trachemys scripta elegans
Lineage: Eukaryota; Metazoa; Chordata; Testudines; Emydidae
Gene: SYT12
Product: synaptotagmin 12
Exons: 7
Coding region: 942-1910 (322 amino acids)
Biological process (GO): cellular response to calcium ion; regulation of dopamine secretion; calcium-ion regulated exocytosis
Cellular component (GO): membrane
Molecular function (GO): calcium ion binding; calcium-dependent phospholipid binding; clathrin binding
Source: RefSeq, a predicted model, not a curated record